Molecule: messenger RNA, 980 nt
Organism: Cutaneotrichosporon oleaginosum
Lineage: Eukaryota; Fungi; Basidiomycota; Tremellomycetes; Trichosporonales; Trichosporonaceae
Product: mitochondrial 54S ribosomal protein mL40
Biological process (GO): mitochondrial translation
Molecular function (GO): structural constituent of ribosome
Source: RefSeq, a predicted model, not a curated record
AGAGUAAGAAAGACAGGCGGGAGAGUCAGCAAGCUCCAAGAGGCGGCCACGUAUGACCCGGUGGCGGGCAGGCGGCAGCGGCACGUCGCAUCAUGAGCUUGGCUGUGACUCGCUGGCCUUCGCGAGGGGGAGAUGGGGAAUGUCAACAACGUCAUGUCAUGUGAUCCGCUGACCGCAUCCCACGUGGCACCGCCACACUCGCUAUCGCCGCCCGGCCCUCGCCGAGGCCGCUGAGAUUUCGGCACCUCCACUUUCCACCUUGUCCGAUCUCGACUUGCUCUACCCACCAUGUCCGCGCCCAUGCUCGCCUCGACGUCGCGCGCGCGCCUCCCGUCCGUGGCGCCCGCGCUCCGCCGCACCGCCUUCAACGCCCACGCCACCCCCACCGAGGGCAAGAUGGAGGUCAUCCGCGCCGCGCUGUAUCCGAAGGACGGCGUGGCGCCGACUUCGGCGUCCCCCAUCGGCGCGCGGCACGCCGACUACGAGCGCCGCAUCCGCGCCGCCGCGCCCAGCGCCGAGGCGCACGAGACUAUCGAGCGCGCCUGGAACCUCUUCCGGCGCGACGCGCGCGCCGAGCGCACCGCCGCCCUCGCGGCAAAGUACGAUGCCAUGGUCGCUGCUUGCGCCGAGCUCGACGCGCUCACCCGCCCUGCGGGGCAGGACGGCGAGUCUAAGAGCGGCGACGGUGUCCUUCCCCGUGCAGUGUAUGACCGCGCUAUGGUGCGCGUCGCGCAUGCCAGCGCCGCGUAUGCGGCUGCCAAGCAGGGCAUGGCGCAGGGCAAGAAGAAGACGACAGAGAGCCGCUGGCUUGAGGCCAGGCCGGAGGGGAUUGUACCCCGCGAGGCAUGGGUGCCCGUCGACAGCAGGGGGAAGGGGUGGAACUACGAGUGGAAGCGGCCACUUAACGAGUAAUUCUCCCACCGGCGACAGUCGUCUCAACACCUCACACAACAGUUCUGCAUGCAUAGAUACCCAUCUUC